This is a messenger RNA of Pseudophryne corroboree (corroboree frog), 1116 nucleotides long. RefSeq lists its product as uncharacterized. The transcript has 4 exons. Lineage: Eukaryota; Metazoa; Chordata; Amphibia; Anura; Myobatrachidae. The record is from RefSeq and is a predicted model, not a curated record. Bases 1 to 1116 code for a protein of 371 amino acids.
AUGUUGCCUCCUGUAGCCAUGCCACCACCACACAGCAUCGACCAGAAACCACCGUUCAGCAUUCUCCUGCCACCACCGUCCAGCAUGAAGCUGGAACAAUUGCGUAAAUUGGACAUGGCACACCAUCGCCGCCUGCUCCUGACACCACAGCGCCACAUGAACCUGCCACCACCGUGCAGCAUGAACCAGCCACUACCGUGCAAAAAGAACCUGCCACCGCUGUGCAGCAUGAACCUGCCUCCUCCGUGCAGCAUGGACCUGCCACCAAUAUGCAGCAUGAACCUGCCUCCUCCGUGCAGCAUGAACCUGCCUCCUCCGUGCAGCAUGAACCUGCCUCCUCCGUGCAGCAUGAACCUGUCACCAUAUUGCAGCAUGAACCUGACACCAUAUUGCAGCGUGGACCUGCCACCACCAUGCAGCAUGAACCUGCCACCACCGUGCAGCAUGAACCUGCCACCACCGUGCAGCAUGAACCUGCCACCACCGUGCAGCAUGAACCUGCCACCACCGUGCAGCAUGAAGCUGCCACCAUAUUGCAGCGUGGACCUGCCACCACCAUGCAGGAUGGACCGGCCCACCAUCGAGCAGCGUGGACCUGCCACCACAUCUCUGCCUGGACCUGACGAUACAUUGCCGCAUGGUCCUGUCCCUACCAUGUAUGUAAUACAUGGACCUGCCACCAAUAUGCAGCAUGAAUCUGCCUCCUCCGUGCAGCAUGAACCUGCCUCCUCCGUGCAGCAUGAACCUGCCUCCUCCGUGCAGCAUGAACCUGUCACCAUAUUGCAGCAUGAACCUGACACCAUAUUGCAGCGUGGACCUGCCACCACCAUGCAGCAUGAACCUGCCACCACCGUGCAGCAUGAACCUGCCACCACCGUGCAGCAUGAACCUGCCACCACCGUGCAGCAUGAACCUGCCACCACCGUGCAGCAUGAACCUGCCACCACCGUGCAGCAUGAAGCUGCCACCAUAUUGCAGCGUGGACCUGCCACCACCAUGCAGGAUGGACCGGCCACCAUCGAGCAGCGUGGACCUGCCACCACAUCUCUGCCUGGACCUGACGAUACAUUGCCGCAUGGUCCUGUCCCUACCAUGUAUGUAAUAGUGAGAAGAUGA